Messenger RNA from Boeremia exigua, 1131 nucleotides. Its product is annotated as Alpha/Beta hydrolase protein. The record is from RefSeq and is a predicted model, not a curated record. Bases 1 to 1131 code for a protein of 376 amino acids. The transcript has 2 exons. NCBI's taxonomy places the organism in Eukaryota, Fungi, Ascomycota, Dothideomycetes, Pleosporales, Didymellaceae. Gene Ontology annotation, molecular function: hydrolase activity.
AUGGCGGACCAGGCUCCCAAUGACCCUCCAAACGGAGCUCCUUCCAGAUUCGUCCAUCAAGAUGUGAACAAGCUCGGCAUUGCUUCAGCCGUGCUGAAAGCAAUCGCUGCUGCAACAGGUCGUGCCUUCGCUUCUCCCUUCAAAGGCCCCAACGGUGCGAGCACCUACUUCAAAGACAUCGCCGUCGCCGCUUUCCGCACACACCUCGGUAACCUCAGCCUUGCCCAAGAUCGCUACCUAAGCAGCACGACGUCUACGCCUGUUUAUCUGCAGCACUGCACGUCUCGCAAACUCACACCUUCAUCUAUAACCCUACCCAGCGGCACACAGGCGCACUGGCUCGGCAACAAAGACGCUCCUAAGGUCCUCGUAUACCUCCAUGGUGGAGGGUAUGUGCUGCCUUGCACUGCAGGGCACAUGCUCUGGCUGGACGAUCUGCAGAAUGGUCUAGGACCAAAUGUCAGCGCGCUCUUGCUAGCAUACGACCUGGCCCCCGAGGCUACAUACCCAACCCAACUGCGGCAAGCUGUCGAGCUCUUCCGGCACCUCACCGAGACUGAGGGCCGGAAUCCGGCAGACAUCAUCGUGGCCGGGGACUCUGCAGGCGCCAACCUGGCACUUGCUCUGCUCUCGCAUAUCGCACAUCCUCAUCCCGAAAUCGCGGAGCUGAAGCUGAACGGGAAGCUUCAUGCUGCCAUGCUUAUCUCGCCUUGGUGCAGUCUGACGCAGAACCACACCUCAGCGCAUGUACGCAACGCUGAGAGGGAUAUGUUCGACUCCCGCACACUUUCACGCUGGGCGACGGCAUUCCUGAACUCAACUUCACCUUUCGCUGGCGACUCCUAUUCAGAACCUGUCCUUGCGAGUUCAGAAUGGUGGGAGUCCGUCGCCGGUGUCGUCGAUGAAGUGCUGAUUUGGGGUGGCGAGAAUGAGAUUCUCAUUGAGGGCAUCGAGGCUUUUGCAAAGAAGUUUAGUGUUGGGUUUAGGAGAAGAGGAGGGCAUGUGAACGUCGUGAUUACAGAGGGAGCAAUGCACGAUGAGAUGAUCAUGGAGAGAGUGUUGGGAUAUAAAGGCGACUCAGGGACUGGAAGUCAGGGAGUGCUCGAGCAAUGGGUCAAGGCAAAACUUUGA